AUGAGCCGGAUAGUGGUCCUGAUAACAAUAUUCGCAGCUGUCACAUCGCAGAAACAAACUGCCAUCAAUAACGAGAAAUGCAGAACGUGUAACUUCUUGGUGGACACAUUCGAUGAGGUUAAUUUGCAAAAAUGUGACAUUUAAGUAGCUUUUAUUCAUAUUCAGGGUCUCAAGAAAACAGCACGACACCACUUUGCCGGCGGAGACACUGCUUGGGAAGAGAAGAACCUCGGAAAGUACAAAACGAGUGAAACUCGGCUGAUCGAAGUGCUCGAAGGUGUGUGCAAGAAGGCGUCGCUGCCCAACAUGGACAAGUUUAUCGGAAUCAGCGAUAUUGAAUUCAAAGUGAGCUUGUCCCGCCGCGCCGGAACCACUGUACGCGCCUGUUUCAGUGUGCAUCUCAACUUGAGCAUCACGAAGAGACGAUCGAAGAGUUCUACUACAAUCAGCAGCAGAAGAACAUGUCCAUUUGGAUUUGUGUCGAACAACUCAAAUGUAAGUGAUUUGCAAAGCUUCGUAACUUAUCUUCUAGCAGUAAGAAUCUUACAAACAUUCAGUGUGCUGUCCACAUGGUCAUUUUGGCAAAAGUUGCGAUCCGUGCCCGGGACUGAACGAAGGCAUCGAUGCGUGCUCCGGAAAGGGAUCCUGCCACGUGCGAGCCAUCUGACUUUGUUUAUAUUUACAUAAAUUUUGUGUUCAGGGAGAUGGAAGCCGCGAAGGCAGUGGAAAGUGCAAGUGCGGAGCAGGAUACACCGGAAAUCUGUGCCGGCAUUGCGACAGCGAAUACUUCGAAGAGUCGAAGACGGAGAAAGGAAUCGUCUGCAAAAGUGAGUGAUCAGUCCAAAAAACAAAGUAAAAAGUAGGUUUUUAGAAUGCCACGAAGGAUGCCUCGGAAGUUGCACUUCGGAUAGCUCAACGGGAUGCUCUAAAUGCAAGAACGGCUGGACGAUGACGGAAGCAGAAGGAUGCACAGGUAAAGAAAACUUUCCAAUUUCACCGCUAACAAAAAAUUCAGAUGUUGAUGAGUGUUCGAAUGAGUCUGCUUGCACGAAAGAACACGAACUGUGCGUGAACACAGUAGGAUCCUUCCGUUGUGAUUGUGAAGAAGGGUACAAGAGAGACGAGUCGCAGACGUGCCAAAUUGACGUUGAAGGUAAGGAUUCUUUAAUGAAAAAGGAACCAUCUAAACAUAAGUCUCUUCCCUGGGGUUUCCCAUAACCCAAGCACCCUACUGGUCCUUUGAUUCACCGUCUCACUUGUCCCGUUCAGCCUCUCCCACGCGGCCGCUCAUGCCCGUAGAUCAGCAGCUGAAGAUCAUCGCCCUCUCUUCCCUCGUCAUCAUUAUCACUUUCGUCGUCUGGCACCGUUCUCCGGUGCUUUACUUGCUCACGGCGAUCGCCGUCGUUGCUCUCAUCCUAGUUGAUCUCUACGUCAAUCCGGACACGAUUCCUGAUGAAGCAAAACGAUUUUUAGGCUACUGAAUACGGGAAUAUUUUGGUUUUUGUUAACACCCUGCUCAAAAUAAAUUAUUUUUCUUCUUGUCACAACGACCAUCUUUCAUUCUAUUGUCUGCUUUCAGCGUUGAAAGCGCAGCGACAAAAGACUGAAAAUGAAGAAGACGACGUCGACGAAGAGGACGAUGAAGACGUCAAGGAUGAAUUAUAG
This is a messenger RNA of Caenorhabditis sp. 36 PRJEB53466, 1665 nucleotides long. The record is from the annotation of a GenBank genome assembly. NCBI's taxonomy places the organism in Eukaryota, Metazoa, Nematoda, Chromadorea, Rhabditida, Rhabditidae.